CGUAGACCUGCCACAUAUUCUCUAAGCAUUAGCCAGCGGUUAGCAUCUGGCUGCCCAGAAAUGUCAUUAUUUACAGAAAAGGAUGGACUUUCACUUUUUUAUUAGUCACGAUGACAAGUGAGGGAAACGGGAUGGAGCCGCGGAGCAUUAAGCCGAAGCUCCCGUCCACCGCGGACUGAUUCCUCAUUUACAUCUCAACAACAACAACAACAACAACAACAACAACAAGUAGAAGACUAUCUGCAUCAUGGGAAGGAUCAGCUUUUCGUGCCUUUUCCCGGCCCCGUGGCAUUUCAGCGUGUCGUCCCAGGUCCUUCCCCGGCUCCUCACACCUUCCCUCCGACAGCUGCUCUUCCUCGUCCUGCUGCUCGGCCUCAUCGGGCUGCUCUACCUGCUGCUCGUCUCUGGGAAGGGACACGGCGGCUGGAUCAGGGAGGAAAACCACUUCCACAGGCACUUGGCCCGCGUGACCGAUGUGGAUGCAACAGAUACUAGCAACCCCAACCUGAACUACGGCCUGGUGGUGGACUGUGGCAGCAGCGGCUCCAGGGUGUUUGUGUACUGUUGGCCCCGGCAUAACGGCAAUCCACAUGAACUGCUGGACAUCCGGCAAAUGAGAGAUCAACACCGCAAGCCAGUGGUCAUGAAGAUCAAACCCGGUAUCUCUGAAUUGGCUAAAACACCUGAGAAAGCCAGCGAUUACAUCUAUCCACUGCUGAGCUUUGCAGCCCAACACAUUCCCAAAAAUAAACACCAAGAAACUCCCUUGUACAUCCUGUGCACCGCGGGAAUGAGAAUCCUCCCUGAAAGUCAACAAGAAGCUCUUCUUGAGGAUCUGCGAACAGACAUCCCAGUCAACUUCAACUUCCUCUUCUCUGACUCGCACGUGGAAGUGAUUUCUGGGAAACAGGAAGGUGUCUAUGCAUGGAUUGGAAUAAACUUUGUCCUCGGGAGGUUUAACCACGUGCACAAUGAUGGGGAAGCUGUGGUGGAGGUGAAUGUCCCCGGCAGUGAUCAGCAGGAGGCGCAGGUGAGGAAAAGGACUGCCGGUGUCCUGGACAUGGGCGGGGUCUCCACACAGAUCGCAUACGAAGUGCCCAAAACUGUAAGCUUUGCUUCUCCACAACAGGAGGAAGUUGCCAAGAACUUACUGGCUGAGUUCAACUUGGGCUGUGACGCACAUCGCACCGAGCAUGUGUAUCGUGUUUACGUGUCCACCUUCCUCGGGUUCGGAGGAAAUGCAGCCCGCCAAAGAUACGAGGAGAGUGUCAUCAAAAACACCGCCACUCGAAACAAACUCUUAGGGCAGCGUAACGGUGAGACGGCAGACUCUCCGCUCCUGGACCCUUGUCUGCCCGCAGACCUGCAGGAUGAAAUCGGUCCGUCUACUCAGAAGCUCUAUCUGCGAGGCACAGGAGACUUUGACCAGUGUAGACAGAUUCUCCAGCCGUUCCUCAACCGCACCAACGAGACCCUGACCUCGCUCAGCGGCGUCUACCAGCCGGCCAUCGAGUACGGCAACAGUCAGUUCUACGGCUUCUCUGAGUUCUACUACUGCACGGAGGAUGUGCUGCGCAUGGGCGGCGAUUAUAACGCUUCCAAAUAUGCCCAAGCUGCCAAGAGUUACUGUUCGACCCAGUGGCAGACUCUGAGGGAGCGCUUCGACUCCGGCCUGUACGCCUCACACGCUGACCUUCACAGACUGAAGUACCAGUGUUUUAAAUCAGCAUGGAUGUAUGAAGUGCUGCACUCAGGCUUCUCGUUCCCAGCCAAUUACAAAAACCUGAAGACCGCCCUGUUGGUCUAUGAUAAGGAGGUCCAGUGGACGCUCGGAGCGAUUCUCUACAGAACACGGUUUCUGCCUCUGAGGGACAUCCAGCAGGAAAGUCUGAAAGCGGUGCACUCUCACUGGCGACACAGCUUCUCCUUUGUCAACAACCACUACUUAUUCCUGGCUUGUUUCUUCAUCGUCUUGUUGUCCAUCAUGCUGUACUUACUGCGCCUCCGCCGCAUCCAUCGGCGCACGGCGCAGUCCUGCACGCCUUCCUCCGUGCCGUGGUUGGAGGAGGGCCUCGGCUCACCCACAAUCCCUAUCAACCUCUAAACUUCUAAAGUCCGACUCUCCAAAGCCGAUCUCAUUUUUCUCUCCGAGAGGAUCUGCUUGUCCAGUGAGCGUUUUCAAAAGUCUGCGAAACCCUUCAGAGAUGCUGGUGAGAAUCGAUCAUCGUGUGUGAGUCUUCAGACUUACCGGAGCCAUGAAAAUCUUCUGUGUUUUGAAGUUAUUUUGUUUAAUAAUGCAACAGAUUCUCACUCCCAUCGCGUAAAACACAGACGCUUGGUCAGGUGCCUUUGGCGUUGCUAUUGACGCUAAAAGUCUCCUUUAGCAUCAUAUCUAAAC
Sander lucioperca (pikeperch) is the source of this 2398-nucleotide messenger RNA. It is a transcript of the gene entpd4, whose product is annotated as ectonucleoside triphosphate diphosphohydrolase 4. Gene Ontology annotation, biological process: nucleoside diphosphate catabolic process. Gene Ontology annotation, molecular function: nucleoside diphosphate phosphatase activity. Lineage: Eukaryota; Metazoa; Chordata; Actinopteri; Perciformes; Percidae. The record is from RefSeq and is a predicted model, not a curated record. The transcript has 13 exons. Bases 248 to 2104 code for a protein of 618 amino acids. Gene Ontology annotation, cellular component: membrane.